AUGUUCGCCCAUCCACCGUCGACACCCUUCCGCCAAACAGGCUAUUUCACCCCAGCCCGGCCAUCGCCCCUAGGCCAACGGAGCACAAACAUAUCCACACCCCCAUGGACAACGUCACCGACGCGAAGCGGCGCGCCUAAGCCAAGCACAAUGGACGAGAACAACGCCAACAUCAACUCCGGCAACGAGACCACACAUGGAUUCCUCAACUCGUCGCCCAUAACCAACUCCAAUACGAACAUAUUUCAACCACAGCCACAAUCAUUCUUCAAUAUCCAAAGCGAACCAAUAACGCGCCACAGCAACAACCACCAAUCACCCAUAACAUUCAAUGGCCCAAGAUCCACCUCCAACAACCCAUUCUCCUUCACAACCAACACCAACACCAAUACACCAACCUCACCAACAACGCCAACUCGCCCCAAACCCAAAUUCGAAGCCCGCUACAACGACACAAUCGCAAACCCCCUCAAAAACGCCCCCUCCCUGGCCCGCAGCAAAACGCGCAAAAUGUUCCUCAAUCGCGUGCGCAACGAGCGCGACAGUGGUCGGUUCGAGGCGCGCGGCGAGCAGAUGAUGCGCAUGGAAUGUCUCGCCGAUCGACGGCGCUGGGAGGAGAGCAUGGCUGCCGACGGGGAGGUCAUGGCUGGGUUUGAUGGAGAGUUUGAGGGAAUGGGGGAGGAUGAUAUGCUUCCUGAUAGCUCUGUUGAAAUGGAUGAGCUGGAUGAGUUCAUUCUGCAGGAGGAGGCGCUGGAGAUGGCUUUGCGGGAGACGCAGGGUGCGCCUGUGUCUGGCCGGGUUGGGGCUUUGAGGGGCGGUGAUGGGGGUCGAAUCCCGUUUAGUGAUGAUGAGUAUGAUGAUAUCUUUAUGGGGUUGUCGGAUUCGCAGUUUGAGGGUGGGAAUGGGGGGCAGGAUAUGGAUAUGUCAUGA
This is a messenger RNA of Penicillium nucicola, 930 nucleotides long. RefSeq lists its product as uncharacterized. The transcript has a single exon. The record is from RefSeq and is a predicted model, not a curated record. NCBI's taxonomy places the organism in Eukaryota, Fungi, Ascomycota, Eurotiomycetes, Eurotiales, Aspergillaceae. Bases 1 to 930 code for a protein of 309 amino acids.